Prorocentrum cordatum is the source of this 2280-nucleotide messenger RNA. The record is from the annotation of a GenBank genome assembly. Lineage: Eukaryota; Dinophyceae; Prorocentrales; Prorocentraceae.
AUGCCGUUCCACCAUCUUCUUCCUGCUGUCGGCGCAGCUGGUGACGCCGACAUCGACGGCCGCUCUACCGAUGUGCCCUCUUCCUUGAGGUUGCAGCUCAUUGUUCGGGCUGCGCUGGGCGCUGCCGUCUCGGUGGUCACGUGGAACUGCCAGGCCCUCUUUGCCGCUGACCCCCUGCGCCACCGCAGGAAAGCACAGCACGUCAACCGACUCAUGCGCACGCACGACGUAGGCCUUUGGACGGAAACGCAUGGCACACAGGGCAGCUGCGACGUCUGGCGCAAUCCGCCCGGCUGCACCUCGUGGUGGUCCCCAGGGCACGUGGCGGGCAGCGCUGGAGUGGGCAUCACGGUCAAGAAUUCCUUCCUGCGGCAGUUCACCGACUCUCCACGUUGGAAGAUUAUUCUUCGUGGUCGUGCGGCUGUCUUGCAACUUCGUGGGCCUGGGGGUGCUCUGGACCUGGUGGUGACGUACUUCCACACCGGCGCCGCCAUGGCACAGCACGACAUCGAUGCAGCUGGCCUCCUUCAUCUCCAUCGCGCGCCUACGGCGGCAGAGCUUCGCGAGGCACUCCGACGCCGACUGGCCCAGCAGAUCACCCACCAAGAUGCCGCGCUCACUAUCCUCGGCGGCGACUUUAACUACGUGGCGGAGGUGGCAGACCGCCGCUGCGCGACGACAGCGGUCGCUACCGGCGGGCGCGACCGAGGCGAGCAGGCUAGCUGGCAACGGCAGCUGGCCCUACCUCAUGGCCUUCAUGAGCUCCAUCAGCCAGACAUGUCUUAUGCUUCUCCCACCUCUCGCUCCGGGGACGACAGGUUAUAUUGCAAGCAGGCUGCGACAGAGAGCCUCGACAGGGCGAUGACUUGCGUCGCACUCGACUGGUGCCCGAAGCUGUCGCGGCACCGGGCCAUCAGCUACCGACGGGAAGUCCCACGGCGCACGCAGGGCGACCACGCCCCGCUCCCCGACCAGGUGAUUGAGCACCCAGAGUGGCCAAGACUGGUGGCACUGGCUUGGCAGGAUCUCCUAAAAGACGACCCGGGCGGUUCGUCAUUGAAGCAGCUCGCCCUCCUGAAGGCCGCGAUGCGACGCGCGGCCCGCAGCCUCAAUUACACCUUCGGCUCCUCGGCGGACGCGCUCACCCACGAGGACAAGCAGGGCAUGACCAUGAAGUUCCUCCGAUCGUCGGAGCGCGGCUCCGCGACAGGGAUCAGCCAGUGCAUCCUGCGCUACCCUGUCCCCACGGACCUUGUGGACAACCCCUACGACUUCUCCCUCGGCCAUGGCCGCCGGUUGCGACUGGUACGACAGCACUCUGUGGAGUUGGCUCGCUCACGUGCUAUCGACGAAUUCAGCCAGCUCCACAAUGACCUCCACGACCUCACGCCCGACCAGGCAGCACGACGACGUCAACGCAAUCAUCGCCUACUUACCCGCCUCGCCCCUGGCCGAGGAUGCUCCCACUACGCCGUCCGCGACCACGCGGGCCACGUGAGCACAGACCCCUCCCACGUCACCAAAGCCCUCGAGGACCAUUGGGCAGGAGUUUUCAGCCGCAAGGACACCGACCGGAGGCUGCGACAGGAGUGGCUCGCGGAUGAAGCUGCGCACUUCCGCCCUGCUGACCGGCGACACGUCCCUGGCGGGGUCGCCCCUUUCGAGUGCUUCCAGCAAGCGAUUGCUCACACCAAGAAGAGUUCGCCGGGCCCAGAUGGCAUACCAUUCCGGGCCUGGCAGAGGCUGGGAACAUUUGCGGCCCGCGCCUUGUACGACGCCUUCCUGUCCAUGGUGAGCCCUGGGGGGUUGGACAGCAUGGAGAUGGAUUGGAAUGACUUCAGCGAGAGUUCCAUGGUUAUUCUGCCCAAGAAGCCAACCGCCGCCAACUCGCAGGGCCUAGAGUUCUUCUCCAUCCAGCGGGCUUACGCUGACGACCUCGCGAUGACCCUCGCCCACGGCACCAGGGGCGCCCCCGUCCUCGAGCGCGCCUUCGACGAGUGCGAGCGGCUUGCGGGGCUCCGGCUGCGCCGGGGCAAGACUGUCUGGGCCCCUCUCUCACUGGCUCUGGUGGCGGUGGCCCGGGCGAGCUUACAGGCUGCCGCGCCGACCUGGGGGGAGUUCGCGGUGCGCCGGCGCGCCGCGUACCUCGGCUUCGAGGUGGGGCGAGAGCGAGGGGAACUGUCUUGGGCCAAGCCGCUGGAGAAGUACAUCGAACGGGCACGAACGUGGAGAGCAAUAGGGGGUGGCAUGUUCCUCACCAUGCUUGCCUACCGCAUUUAG